Molecule: messenger RNA, 849 nt
Organism: Yamadazyma jaroonii
Lineage: Eukaryota; Fungi; Ascomycota; Pichiomycetes; Serinales; Debaryomycetaceae
Source: the annotation of a GenBank genome assembly
AUGAUUAGGAAACAAGCUAGAGAAAGAAGGGAAUAUUUAUACCGUAAGUCUCAAGAACUUCAAGAGUCUAAGCUUACAGAGAAAAGAGCUCAGUUGAAAGCAUACUUAGCUAGUGGUAAACCUUUGCCUCAAGAUUUAAGUGAUGACAAACAAUUAAUCAAAGAUUAUAUAUAUGAUGAAUCAGAACAAGUUAAUAUCGACGAUGAGUACGCCAUGUCCAGUGGUGUUGUAGAACCUGAAGUAUUAGUUACUACUUCCAGAUCUCCAAGUGUUAAAUUAUUACAAUUCUCCAAAGAAAUCCAAUUAUUGAUUCCAAACUGUAGAAAAGUUAAUAGAGGUGGUUACGUUGUACCAGAUUUGAUUCAAAGUUCAAUAAAGUCAGGUUAUAGUGACAUGAUAGUUCUUCAUGAACAUAGAGGUGUACCGACAUCUUUGACGAUUAAUCAUUUCCCUCAUGGUCCUUCAGCUAUGUUCACCUUACAUAAUGUUAAAUUAAGACAUGAUUUACCUGAUAUGGGAACUGCUUCACAACAAUAUCCUCAUUUAAUAUUCGAAGGAUUCACUACCAAAUUAGGUAAUAGAGUAGUACAAAUUUUACAACAUUUAUUCCCUCCAGGCACAAAAAAAUCAUCAAGAGUGAUUACAUUUUUAAAUAAAGAUGAUUUUAUAUCAGUACGUCAUCAUGUUUACGUUAAAACCAAAGACGGUGUUGAAAUCAGUGAAGUUGGACCAAGAUUUGAAAUGAGAUUAUUUGAAUUAAGAUUGGGUAAUGUUGAUGAUAAGGAUGCUGAUGUGGAAUGGCAAUUGAAAAAAUUCAUUAGAACUGCUAAUAGAAAGAAUUAUUUAUGA